AUGGAGGCGUACUGCAAGGAGAUCCGACGGCUCGAGGAUAAGUUCCACGGCCUCGAGCUCAUCGGAGAUGUGGAUCGGUGCACGGUGUAUGUGUCACUUGCACCCGGGAUGGAAAAUCCUGCGGGGGAGGAGCCGCCAAAGGAGGAUGCUCGGUGUACUCGCGCGGCGUCGGAUGUCAACCCCGACCACGCCGCCGGACAAAGGGUGGCCGAGCCUGCUUGCGCUGCUGAAGACGCGGCGCCGCAGACCACAGAUCAACCUGCGGCGGCAGCUGCUGCUACAGGCAUCGAGGGAGAGUCUGCCCCGGCGAGUGCCACGGCGAGCACUCCGCCAAGGGAUGGGGAGGCAGGAAGGACCGCUCCCCCGAGUAGCGUCGCGAAAGGGGAAGAUAGAACACCAACCCCUCCCCCUGCCGAAGAGAGGAGGGUCCCAACGGCACCCCGGGCAGGGGCCUCUUCGUCCGCAGGCGCCCCGGGCCUGGCCCAGGGGCCGGUGAUGCCUUCGACCACGACUGGUGGCGGUGCAGUGAGCGAGGAAGCCCGGGCAUCCUCCGACGACGAGGUGGAGGAAAUUGAAGGUCGCCCCCGUGAUGGCCGCCAGCACUGCUCAAGGUGA
Sorghum bicolor (sorghum) is the source of this 615-nucleotide messenger RNA. Its product is annotated as atherin-like. The record is from RefSeq and is a predicted model, not a curated record. Bases 1 to 615 code for a protein of 204 amino acids. The transcript has 4 exons. NCBI's taxonomy places the organism in Eukaryota, Viridiplantae, Streptophyta, Magnoliopsida, Poales, Poaceae.